Molecule: messenger RNA, 4772 nt
Organism: Agelaius phoeniceus (red-winged blackbird)
Lineage: Eukaryota; Metazoa; Chordata; Aves; Passeriformes; Icteridae
Source: RefSeq, a predicted model, not a curated record
GCCGCGCUGCCGGUGUUCCCGCUGUUCGACACCGCCUAUUUCAUCAUCUCCGUCCUCUACCUCAAGUACGAGCCCGGUGAGUGCGGCCCUUGGCCGGGGGGCCCCGGGGGGAGCUCCGGUACCGGCACAGAGCGCGCACUGCCCCGCACCAACAGGUCCCGACACCUGCCCGUGCCUCUGCCCUGCCGCCUGUCACAGGCCAUGUCACAGCUCCGACACCUGUGCCUAAAUAUAAAGCGGGAAAAAACCCCGCGAACCCGUGACUCUGAUUUUGAGAAAUAAUCCUGGAUUUUAUUUAAGGCUGGAUUCCGGCAGCAUUGAGGUAUUUCAGUUCGGUCACUUGGCUGCCACCCCAGGACUCAGAGUUGCGUUUCUGGCCAAUCCCUUGGCUUGAAUAUUUUUGUGGCAGUACCUUCCUCCUAUUUAUAUACAAAAGGGCUGGAAGUAAAGCCUUGGUUUUUUCCCACCCUCUGGACCAUGCCCUGAGCUGUUCUCAGGAACCAUAACUGACCUUGCUUUGUUUGUUCUCUUGGGCUUAUCUUGCACAGAUCGAUAGACCUGUGCCUUGGCUUUCACCUUCUGCCAUUGUCACAGCCUGGCUGUGCCGCGCUCUUCUCCAAACGCCCCUUUCCCUCUGUUUUUGACAAUGCGUGCACUCCUCAUGCUCUGUUUUGAGCAGUUUCCCGGUAGCUGCACAGUGACCGAAGGGAAAACCAAUCCCGGGCUCGGGAAUGAUUUUCAAACCUCGUGUUGUGUGACCUCCGAGCCGUACAAUCCACAGGCUGUUCCUGUUAAACUCCUGUAAACAAGUGCUGCCUUUCCAGGCCUGAUCACUCCCAGCUGCCUUCCGGCAUGGAGCCCUGAACCGAACAAUUAACAGGCAGCCCUCACAAAAAUAGCUUUUAAAUAUAUGCAAGCCCAGGAAUCCUCUUGGGGCUGGAUAAGGCCGGGGUGUGCUUUUCCCCAGAUUCCUGCAGUGCUCCCAUCCCACAGUUAUGGGCUGGGGAUCAGUGUCAGGACAGAACCGUCCUGUUUCCCCCUUGGAGACAGCAUGGCUUCGUGGAGCCAAGGAAAAACAAGUGUUACUAAAUUUAAGCCUCAAGCUAAACCUCAGGUUCCUAUAGAACCAGUUUCGUGUCUCGGCUGUUGCAGCUGUCUCGCUGCCACUGUGUUUUCAGCUGGUUCAAAUGUCCCCGAGGAUGGAAGGGCCUGGGCACUCACAGCUUUGGCUCAUGCUGAUCCACUUACUGCUGUUUGAGGGGUACCAGGUAAUCAUGUUGAUAUAAUGUUUUUAGCAUUUUCACUCUUUGUCUGCUCUCUGGACAGAGUUUUGUAUCUGAAAUGCUGCACAAAAAAUUCUGGAGCAGUUUAAGGUGAUGAAAGAAGCUCCCAGAAUUGAUGUUAUUGGGAGGUUUCCCUGAAAAAGUGCAAAGGUGGAUGAAAAUUGCUACAGGAGUUUAAAAAAAGGCCAUAGCAGAUCCACUUACUGCUGUUUGAGGGGUACCAGGUAAUCAUGUUGAUAUAAUGUUUUUAGCAUUUUCAUUCUUUGUCUGCUCUCUGGACAGAGUUUUGUAUCUGAAAUGCUGCACAAAAAAUUCUGGAGCAGUUUAAGGUGAUGAAAGAACCUCCCAGAAUUGGUGUUAUUGGGAGGUUUCCCUGAAAAAGUGCAAAGGUGGAUGAAAAUUGCUACAGGAGUUUAAAAAAAGGCCAUAGCAGAUCCACUUACUGCUGUUUGAGGGGUACCAGGUUAUCUUAUGAAUGAAAGAGCUGAACAGAUUGUUCAUGAAUUCUUGAGGGCACCUAGGUUGAAGCAGUGGAGAGAAUGGUACCAGUAUGCAUUUUAUUUUUAGACUGUAAAAAGACAUUGAUUUCAAGGGAAAAAAAAAUGUUCUUUAUGGUAGCAGAAUAAAGGAGAGAAUCUCUCAGCCAGUUCAUAAACUUCUAAUGACUCUGUUCACAUGAGACCUCUGGGGGCUCUGCAGGCUGUGAUCAUUUCUUGGCCAUCUCUGGUGCUUGUUUGGGUUUCACACUUUUCUAUUUUGUUUUACGAGCGCUUUUCUUUGAGUUGCUUUGUGGGAGAGCACGCACCUCCAGCCUCUCUCUUCCUGGGCCUUGAAGUUCCUGCUUCAUUGCUAGAUCCAUCUUCUCACUGAGAUGGCCUUGAGAGGGUCCCUUCCAGCACAGGUGACUCUGUGAUUCCCAAUUUUUUCCACAGGAGCCGUGGAGAUGUCCCGGAGGAGCCCUUUUGCCUCCUGGCUCUGUGCUAUGCUCCACUGCUUUGGGAGCUACAUCCUGGCUGAUCUGCUGCUGGGAGAGGCACCCAUUGCCUACUUCAGCCACAACUCCAGUGUCAUCCUGGCCACAGCAGUGUGGUACCUGACAUUCUUCUGCCCCAUGAACCUCUUCUACAAGUGUGUCAGCUUCCUGCCCGUCAAGCUCAUCCUGGUGGCCAUGAAGGAGGUGGUGCGGGUGCGCAAGAUCUCGGCCGGGGUGCACCACGCCCACCACCUCUACCACCACGGCUGGUUCGUCAUGAUGGCCACGGGAUGGCUCAAAGGUUCUGGUGUGGCCUUGAUGUCAAACUUUGAGCAGCUGCUGCGUGGGGUCUGGAAGCCUGAAACAAAUGAAAUUCUUCAUAUGUCCUUCCCUACAAAGGCCAGUCUGUAUGGUACAGUCCUCUUCACCCUGCAGCAGACUCACUGGCUCCCCAUCUCUGAAGCCAACCUCAUCUUCUUUUUCAGCAUGUUCAUGAUAGUCUGCAAGGUUUUCAUGACAGCCACUCACUCCCACUCCUCACCCUUUGCUCCGCUGGAAAACCUCAUCUGCCCAGUCCUCUUUGGCUCUGUCUCCAGUGGGCACCCAAGCCACCACCACGACCACCACGGGGCCUCCCAUGAGGUUUCCCACCCUCCUCCUCCUCCUCCUCCUGCCAAGUCCAAAGAGGAGCUGAACGAAGGCACCAGGAAAAGGAAGGCAAAAAAAGCUGAAUAAAAAAAGCAACGGCGCAGAAAAUAGGCCAAGAAAAUUCUUCCAGAGCUAAGUCUCAAAGCCACCUGUGACCUCCUUUAUGCUCCAGUCCUUCUCUCUCAGACUCCAGAGGAGAGGUGGAAGCCAGGACACUGCCAGCUGGGUCCCUGAAUUUCAUUUUUGCUCUCUGUGCUGCUGCUUGCUUCUUGGUCUCUGCCUCUCUCUAUUCUGAUCAGAUUUUCAGGGAUUUGGAGGUUUGUGCCAGGCUGGUAAGUGGGUGCCACUUCCCAAACUGUCAGCAAAUCUGAUGCAGCAUUUUCAAUUGAUGUAAAAUCUUUCACUGUGUUUAUUUAUGAAUGGGGGGAAUGGUUUGUGCUCCUGCAACUCUUCAGUUCCUUAGAAUUUUCACUGACCUUUUCAGUGUCUGCCAAAACAACAAACUGUUAAGACACAAUGUGAAAAUCAGGUUUCAUACUCGAGGAAAUGAAAUGGCCUGGUAUGAGCCUGCUCUGGUUUUUCCCAGCUCCCACAGCUGCCAUAUCUCCAAAUAAUGUGACAUUUUAAAUGCAAUAAUGACAUGGCCUUUGAGCCAAACCCUGUUCACCUCGGUUCCCUCUCAUUCUGGUGGUCAGGACAUUCAUUUGCUCUGCCAAGUCUGUGUUUGCAAGAGCCCUGAAGCUGUGGAGUGCUCCCAGUGCCACGUGUUGGCACUGCCACCAUCCUGGGCUGUGUGUGGCAUUGCUGGGUCCCACCCCAAACCUCAGACUCUGGAACCAGGGGAGAAGCAUGGCUCUGCUUUGUUUGUAAUCCUGUGGGAUACAGGAAGAGUGGGUGUGAGUGUAAGUAUUUAUUAUUAUUUAUUUAUAAUUGCCAGGGCACCUAAGGCAAGGACCUGAAUCUGUUUUGUUUUUGUUUUAUUUUGGCAUUGCAAUUGGAACUUUUAGUUGUGGCCCUGAGCCCACAGCUGGUUUGGGCUUGCAGUGAUCCUGGAGUGCUCCAGGACAGCCUGAACACUCCCUGGGGGCAGGAAAAAAACCUUUCCUAUAUUCUGAAAUUCACAUCAAAUAGGCUGAAACAGGGCAUUUCACACCAGCUGAUGAAAAAAUACCUUAAAGGGCUGAUCACAAUCAGCUGAAAAUCCUGAUUACCUUCUGUAGGUGCCCUGGGGCCAAAGUGCUGGGCUGUGGCUGCAGCUGGUGCCCAGUGAGUGAGGAAUCUGAUCUGCCUUGCAUGGCUCAGGAGGGUCUGGCAGCUCAUUCCUGUUCUGGCUUUUAGAGUAGUCCAAAGCUGUUCUUAUAACUGAUUUUCCUCUUACAAAUGGCACCUUCCAAGGGCUGGGAUCCCCACAGGGACAGUGGCAAGCCUGGGGAUGUAGCACUGGGCAUUUUCCAUCCCUGGCACUGAGGUUUGCUGCUGUUUCCAUUGCAGCUGGGACUGGAAACAGGAUUGGAGGGAAGAGAGGGUUUGUGUGUGUGUGUGUGUCCCUGUUCAAAGCUGCAGCUGAUGGUUCAUUAAAGAUAAGAAACCCUCCUUGUGUGCAAGCAGGAGGAAAGGUCAAACGUGUGGCUUUGGGGUUUGACAGUGCCUUAAUGUUGUGAGUGUCCCUCCCCUUCAGCAGAGAGCAGAAAUUCUGCUUGCAGCUCUGUCUGGUCCUGCAGAUGCUGCUCUGCUGGAACCUGAUGUGUCACAAGCAUGCACGAGACUGAAUAAAUGUUUUAUGAGAUGUCUGAUCCCAGGGGAAUUUUGUUUUAUAAAAGCUGUCAACAAAUAAAAAUGGUGAAGUGACUCUUGAUUGUCCAGUGGCA